Molecule: messenger RNA, 2157 nt
Organism: Argentina anserina (silverweed cinquefoil)
Lineage: Eukaryota; Viridiplantae; Streptophyta; Magnoliopsida; Rosales; Rosaceae
Product: probable disease resistance protein At5g66890
Exons: 6
Coding region: 204-1910 (568 amino acids)
Biological process (GO): defense response to fungus
Molecular function (GO): ADP binding
Source: RefSeq, a predicted model, not a curated record
AAAAGCUUCUCAAUCAUCAGGAGUCAUCAAUUCUUGUGCUCACUGGCCCUGCUGGAUGUGGAAAAUCCACAUUGGCCAAAGCUUUUUGUCAUGAUCAAGAAGUUAAAGAAACAUUCAAGGACAAUAUCUUCUUCGUUACGGUUUCUAAGAACCUGAGCAUAGACCUCAUUGUACUGUAAAUAAUAUCUCAACUCAAGGAGUAUAUGGUGCCUCAAGUUGAAAGCCAAGCCACUGCAGUUGAGUGGCUGGGACAAUUUCUGAAAGAAGCAGGACAAAAUCCUUUACUAUUGGUCCUGGAUGAUGUUUGGCAUGUGUCAGAAUUUAAGAAAUUGAAAAUAGCAAAUAUCAAGAUAUUAGCGACAUCAAGAUCUGAACUCCAAGGAUUUGGUUCUCCCUAUUAUAUAAAUGCUCUAAGUAACGAAGAGGCUAUGACUUUAUUUCAACGUUCAGCAUUCCUGGAAGACGGAUGCUUUUAUGUUCCAGAAGAGAUCCUGAGAAAGACUGUAUCUUACUGUCACGGACUCCCACUUGCCCUUCAAGUCCUUGGAAGAUCACUGCGCGGGAAGCCAACAGAUAUGUGGCAGAAAACAGUAGAUGAACUGUCCAAAAUUUCUUCCAUUUCUAACAGUGAGAGUGAUCUGCUUCCUUUCCUCAAACUCAGUUAUGAUGCCUUGGAUGAAAUUAUGAAGGAGUGUUUUUUAGACAUUUGUCUCUUUCCUGAAUACCAAAGAGUCCCUGCUGCUGCCCUCAUUGAUAUGUGGGCAGAGUCAUAUGGAAUAGAUGACAAUAUAUCCAUUAUGAACCUCCACGAGCUCACCACCCGGGGACUGGCUAAACUUGUAGGCACACGGAAGGAGAAAGUGGAUGUGGAUGGCUACUACAGUACUCUCCAUUUUACCACGAACGAUAUUAUAAGAGAUCUGGUAAUCGAUCUGAGUGAUCAGAAACCGAUAAAACAGAGAAAUAGACUGAAUAUAGAAACUCUUGGAGGCAAGCUUCCCCGCUGGAUCAAUAACCCUCAAGAACAGAAGUAUCAGCCUAUGAAUGCUCGCCUAGUAUCAAUUUCAACAGAUGAGGCAUUCUCACAAAAAUGGCACAACAUGCUACUUCCAGAAGCUGAGGUUCUAGUUCUGAAUUUUCAAGCAGAGAACUAUGCGUUUCCCAUAUUUGUGCAAAACAUGACAAAUUUGAAGGCUCUAAUAGUCAGGCGUUGUGAUGAACAACCUGCUCUCUGGCCUAUUGGUCCUUCACCUGCUGAAUUGAGCAAUUUUCAACUACUCAGUUCAUUGGAAAAUCUGCGCACAAUAAGACUAGAGAGAAUUUCGAUUCCUUCCAUAAGAAUGAACUCCAUACAAUUGAAGAGCCUACGAAAGAUAUCCCUGUUCAACUGUCGCAUUGGUCAAACUUUCAACAAUAGUUCCAUCCAGAUGUCAGAUACAUUUCCGAAUCUGGAGGAAACAAAGAUUGACCACUGCAAUGAUCUGGUGGAAUUGCCUGCCAUCUGUGAUCUUGUUCGUCUAAGGAAGCUGAGUCUCACCCGCUGUCAUUAUCUACUAUCUUUGCCUCCGAAUUUCGGAAAGUUGCGCAAACUAGAAACUUUACGCCUGAAAUCAUGCACAGUCUUAGAGAUGUUGCCAGGAUCGAUGAUGAAGCUUACCAAGUUGGAAUUUCUUGACCUAUCUCAUUGCAGAAGCCUUAAAGCGCUUCCUGAACUUGGUGAACUGAGCAAGUUGAGAACAAUCAACAUGAGCCAAUGCCGUAGGCUGCAAAACCUGCCACUCUCUGUUUUGAAUCUUAAACAGUUACAGAUAGUGAUAUGUGAUGAAGAGACUGAGAAGUUAUGGCAACCCUUCCUGCCCGGCCUCAAAAACUUACGCAUAAAGUUGAGCUUCCCCAAGCUUCAAUUCUGAACCCUCUUUUAGUCAAUAAAUGUUGAUAUUCAAGAUACCAAGCUGGAGCUGCAGCUAUGAUAGGUUGACAUGCAGAUCAAAUCACGGCUGAUGGUUUUGUUUCUUCGACUUGUCCUUUUGCUGUAACUUAGCACGGAAUAUGUUUCUGGUUAAUUUGCGUUUAUGAUUUGGACUUGUUUGGGACCUCAUCUGUUCGGCCUUGCAUGGUUUUGCUCUACUGGGCUUGAAUAAUGUGAUUGGUGUGUGU